AUGUUCUCAAUCGCCACUGACACAAAUCAAUAUUCAGAUGCCCAAAACCACAAGGCGGCCACGAAANGGAUUAACUUAUCAGCUGAAAUCACAGAUUCACAAAACAACAGAAACGAGUCAAGAUACGAACACGGAACACUCCGCGAACAAAAACAGAAACAACCCACCCUCGGAUUUGUUCUUGCUGGCAGGCAAAUUCGACGACGAGCGAUUGUUCCGAUAAUCAAUCUGCUUCCCGGCGGCGGUGGAGGUGGAAGGUACGGCGCCGGCGGAGCCCUUGUUCCUGGAGGUAGAAGGGGAAGACUUCUCCAAAUGCUUGUCCAAGGCGUCGUUGAUUCGCUUCCGAUCCAGCAUCUCUCCACCCUUGGACGAGCCGCCUCCUCGAUCUCUGUACAUGUUCACCGCAAGAUCAAGGAAAGAGAAGACCAAAACCCGCUAGCACCACACUCUGUAGUUACAUAUGCGGGUUUUGAAAAUUUCGAACAGAGAAAGAUCGAUUGGAUAUGGUGGAAAAUGGAUAGAUUUGUACAGUGUGUUUGUAUGAUGAAACCGAGACGAAAGAAGCUAGGGUUUCUUUUCUAUAGUGGGGGAAAUGGGAUGGGGAGUGCUGACGUGCGGACUGCGUUCACCUUCACUCACCGACCACCGAAGUCGGCUAUCCGAUUCAGAAGGUGUGUUGAGAUUUAG
Molecule: messenger RNA, 687 nt
Organism: Striga asiatica
Lineage: Eukaryota; Viridiplantae; Streptophyta; Magnoliopsida; Lamiales; Orobanchaceae
Source: the annotation of a GenBank genome assembly